Gambusia affinis (western mosquitofish) is the source of this 2178-nucleotide messenger RNA. It is a transcript of the gene rtn2a, whose product is annotated as reticulon 2a. The transcript is spliced from 10 exons. The record is from RefSeq and is a predicted model, not a curated record. NCBI's taxonomy places the organism in Eukaryota, Metazoa, Chordata, Actinopteri, Cyprinodontiformes, Poeciliidae. The coding region runs from base 127 to 1593 and encodes 488 amino acids.
GGGAGGGAAGAAGCUGCUUUCACAGGAGACGGAUGAAGAGAGUGAAUCCACACAACGUGAGUGCCGGCAGUGGAUGAGGGAGGGGGGCUUCCAGACUGGACGGGCCCAGCAAUGCCUUGAUGGAGUAUGGGCCAGGUUUUAGGAUUCUCCCACUGCCAGGAAUAUGGCUCUGUGGCAUCCACCCCAGACUCAACACCUCCAUGCACCGAUGGCGGCAACGAGGAGUCAGAGAUGUGCGAUCUGCAAACAGCCAGAGAGUGGUCCGAUGAUGACGAUGAGGAAGUGGAGACAGGAGAUCCGGACGACGACGAAGGACAAGCUUCCUCCCCGUCCAUCUGGGGGACUCCUCGCCAGCACUCCUUCGAGCUGACCUUCUCUUACAUCGCCAUCGCAGAGGCCGAAGCGGUUGGGAGCUCACGCCACCAUCGUGAGCGACGCAGGGGUGUCCCCCGGCUGGGACGCAGUCCUUUGAUUCGAACUGACACGCUGGAAAUGCUGUUAGACUCCCCUGAUGUGGACUGGGAGCCACAGGGAUUUCUCAGUCAAGAUGAAGAAGAGACAACAUCAGAGACUAGAGCGCGGGAGUCAGAGGAACCAAGGACAGCAAGCCCUGUGGGAAGAAGGGAAGGGGAACAAAGGGAAACUCUUCCAGUGCAGCCCGCUCCUGAAACUCUGGACUCAAAAAGUGGAAGGACAUCUGUGGGAGAUGGACGAGAAGAGAGCGCAAGUCAGAUUGGUCAACGGACUUCUGAGAUCCAGCAACACAGUUUCUCACAGAUAGCUCAGGCAGAGGAUUCACCAACCUCAGAGCCCGAGUCUCCCGUCACCUUGGAAACCAUUUCAGUCAAGCUGCUCACCUCUGUGCGACCCACAGACCCAGUGCGUUCGUCCGCGGCUUCCGUAGGCCUCAACUCUCAGGAACAGCUGCUCAGAGAUCAUUGGUUUUCAGCACCGGACCUAGCAGAGGAUCUGACCAUAUGCAUCCACAUAGCAGUAAUGGACCUCAUCUACUGGAAGGACACAGAGAGAAGUGGCAUGGUGCUCACAGCCUUGGUGGUGGGCUUACUUUCCCUGUUCCAGCUCAGCAUCAUCUCUGUGGUCUCCACCGUCUCCCUGGCAGUCAUGUGCUUCACCAUCUCUGUACGCAUCUACUACCAGUUGCUCCACCUCCUCAGCUGGGGGGACGGAGAACAUCCUUUCAAGUCAUACUUGGAUCUUGACAUCAGUUUAAGUGGAGAGCAGGCUGACAUCUACAUGCAAAAAGCCAUUGUUGUGGCCCUGUCUGCUGUUGAUACCCUGAGGAGGCUGUUUUUUGUAGAAAAUCUUUUUGAAUCCCUCAAGUUCCUGUUUCUGAUGUACCUUGUCACAUAUCUGGGAGGCCUUUGCAAUGGCCUUACCAUCCUCAUCAUCAGUGUGAUUGCUCUCUUUUCUUUGCCCCUUUUCUAUGAGAGACGGCAGGAGCAAGUGGAUGGCUUUAUUGGAAAAAUUCAGGCCCAAAUUGACAGCAUGAAGGACUUUCUAAGAAGACUUGCCCAAGGCGGCGGCCCUCCUCCUGAUACAACUCCUGGUGGUGCCAAGCCUAAAACCCAGUGAAAUCUCAUGGACAGCGGCUCUAGGAGAAACUACCAGAGUUGCAGGUUGCCACUCAAUGUCUUACUCAGUAGUCUGUCCCUUAGACCUCCAGCAGAUGGCGCUGCAGAAACUGGGAACCUGAAGAAAAGAGCAAUGAUGUUCUGUGUACUAAGACUGUGUCUCAUUUCCAGAGGUUGGAGGAUGGCUCUCAGAUGCUCUUAAGGUGACGUAAGAGUUAGUGGAUUCUGGGUGAAAACAAUCUGGUAACAUCAUUUUUGGAAACAUCAUUUUAGCGUUAUAUAGGAGAACCGAUGAGCAUAUCAGUUAGAGCUGUUGUACUAAUGUGCUAAAGAUUGUGAGUAGGAAUUUCUCACCCCGACUCGGUCAUCAGGUGAUUUAACGUAUAUGAGAGGACAAAAACAGGGAUCAUCAUGGCAGCAUAAAAUGACCACAUCUACUUCUUCUUCUUCUUUCAGAUACAUUUUCAUCCUCACGACUGUUAAUCUGCAUGAAUGCCAGCGUAUUGUUUUGAAUGUGUGCGUCUGCUCUGACAAAUUUUACCGAAUAUGAAUCUGUUGGCCCCAAUUAAAACAAAUUUCUUCUUUA